AUGGAUGAUGGUAGAGGGCUUCUGGUCCUGCUCUGAGUGCCCUCACCUAACGGGAAGAUGAAGGUCUCUGCAGCUGUUUUUGCUCUUCUCCUCAUUGCAGCUUCUUGCUCCCAGACUUCCUCUGGCCCAGUUGGAUCCGAUGUCCCAAUCUGCUGCUUCUCCUACACAGCCCACAAGCUCCCACAUAGGCGCAUCCUGCGUUAUUACAGCACCAGCACCAGCUGCAUGCUGCCAGCCAUUGUGUUCAUCACAAAGAAAGGCCACCAGGUCUGUGCCAAUCCCAGUCACACCUGGGUUCAAACGUACCUGAAAAACUCGAACUGA
Messenger RNA from Nestor notabilis (Kea), 324 nucleotides. Its product is annotated as C-C motif chemokine 4-like. NCBI's taxonomy places the organism in Eukaryota, Metazoa, Chordata, Aves, Psittaciformes, Psittacidae. Gene Ontology annotation, biological process: positive regulation of GTPase activity; cellular response to tumor necrosis factor; G protein-coupled receptor signaling pathway. The record is from RefSeq and is a predicted model, not a curated record. The transcript is spliced from 4 exons. Gene Ontology annotation, cellular component: extracellular region. Gene Ontology annotation, molecular function: chemokine activity; CCR chemokine receptor binding.